Molecule: messenger RNA, 1663 nt
Organism: Paramecium sonneborni
Lineage: Eukaryota; Ciliophora; Oligohymenophorea; Peniculida; Parameciidae
Source: the annotation of a GenBank genome assembly
AUGUAAGGAAUUGAAAAUUUGGAGCUUGAUCAAAUUAUAUGUAAAAGAAACUAAUUUGGAAAAUAGAGAUACUAAGUUGUUGCAGAAUCCCUUUUUUUUGAGAAAUAUAAUAUAAGUAAUUAAAUUAGAUAUUUAAUUUAGUCUAAAUAGCAUCUAAAUAUAUUGAAGAAUAAUUGGAAAGAAAAAGAAAAUCACAAGUUGAAAAAAAUGAUCAUUUAAUGAUAUUUGCAGAGAGCAAGCUUAAGUUUCAGAUUGCUAUAAAUCAAACCUAUAAUAUAGACACAAAUAAAAUAGAUAUUUAUAAAUAAAAAAACAAAUUUGAAUUUGUGUCCACACACUUGAAAUCUAUCAUGAUAGAACAUUUAUAAAUUUAAAAUUAACAAUCUUAAACUGUAUUAUUAUAGUAUGAUAUUUAAGGAUAAAAAAAAUACACUAAUAAUUGAAUUAGAAAAUAAUGAUAUCGAAAAAUAUAAAACACAAUUAUCAUAAUUUAAUGAAUAAUCAUUGUUGUCCCUAUUAGAAAGUAAAUCCAUCGAAGAUAGAAAUUUUUGGCAAAAUUAAGAAUCUUUAAGACACCUUUAUUCGAAAGAUUUUGAAAAUAAAAUUUAAUAAUUACAGAAUCAUUAAACAUUAGUUAUUAUUACAAAUAAAAAAUAAUAAUUGAAAGAUGUUAAAAAUCAUUUGGAGCAAAACUAUAUAAUUAAGUAAUAUGAAUAAAAAGAAUAUCUUUUCCAAGAUAUUUAAAAUACUUAAAGUCAAACUUAUGUUCCAUUAAUAAUAUUUAAUUAAUUGUUUAGUGAAUAAAUAAUCAACCCUAUAUUGAGUUUAUCAAGACUGAAUAUCUAAUCUAAUUAUUUAGAUAUAUCAAAGACUUUAGAACAAGUUUAUGGUUAAAAAGACGAUACAUUUAAUAUUUUUAUUAAAUUACUACAAACUUUUGAUAAUUCAAAAUAAAUAAUUAGAUGGAUUAAAGUAGAAUAUUAACUUAUAUCUAGUUGUUAGAAUAGUAUUUUGAGAAUCCUAAUGAUGGUAAUUUAAUAAAAUCAUAAAUGAUUUUUAACGAGAAUUAAUAAAUUGAAUCUAUUAAAAAUGAACUAUUGUUAAAUUAUAACUAAUUGGAUAAAAGAUUUAAAGAUGAGUUUGAAAAUAUUGAGAAAGUAGAACAAGUAGAACAAUUCUUUAAUUAGCAAUAACAAAAUUUUAAACCAUCAGAAAACAAUCAAUAAAUAGUUGCUAAUUUUAGUGUUAUUUUGUAUGAAAUAAAAAAUAAAUACUUAACUUUUCUUUAGUUAUGUAAAAUAGGGUCAGAAGCCUUUUUUGCUUAGGCUAACCUUGAUAUUGAUCCUUCAAAAAAUGAAAAGAAUAAUUCUGAAAUUGGUUAAUAUACUUUAUUAUUAAAAGAAGAAGGAUAAAAACUUUACGAGUAUGAUUUCAAAUUUAGAUUUUAGGUAUAAUUUUAGAUUGAAGGAAGAAAAUGAAUAGUUGCUGAGAAUUUAGGAUAAGAAACUUCGAGAAUUAAUUAUUAGGUAAAUUAGUUUUUAUUAAUGUAGUGUCUUGAUGAGAGUCCUAGCUAUAAAGUUGAAAAAAACAGUUCUUAAUCCAAAUACACGAACGAAUAUCGGUAAAAACAUAUAACUUAUUUGAUAUAUCAAGAAUUUUAAGC